AUGAAGAGUGUAUGCGCCGCUCGUAUCGAGAGGCAACAGGAACAAUCGAUAGACUACGCCAACGCCACCUACUUUGCUUACAAUUUCUCUCAAAGUAAUGCUACCGGUACUCACACUACUGACGCAAAUGGUGGCGGCUUCGAUGACGAAAAUGACAGCAACUCUCAUGCACAUGUUUGUUGGGCGACUCUCAAUCUAGCGGAUGACUGCGACUUUAGCAGCGGAGACGGCCAUGGCACCUAUGAUGGUACAUGGCAAGUAAACAACACCGAUGCGAACGAGAUUGACCUUGACAACACAAGAUUGGUCACCUUACGUAUCCAUCGGUUGAGAGCUGAAUCUUGUCCUGGUCCAUGCGGUGAUAACCCACACGCUGCCGGCUCCGUAUCAAACGGCACAUAUCAUAAUGCCAGACCCGAUCACAACACUCCCACGAACGGACCACAGUUGAGCGGCGUAUUUUCCAACGACACAUUCAACAGAGACGCAUACGCCGACGUCAACCAUGCGACACGGAGCAGCCCCUUUGCGAACCUACUUCUCAACUCCAGCGAAAAGGGCCAGCCUCAUGACGUCCCGGCAGCUCUCUCUCAAAACACCGUUGCAGCAUCUCACGAUGCAAAAAACGCAGAAAGGGUUUCAGCACAGUCGCCCGCCUGGAGGGACACUGCCUCUAGUCCAGCAACGAACCCCCCACAGCGUCGUAACCUUCAUGGCAACUGGAGGCAACGUCACAAGGCAUCGACCACUUCCUUCCGAGACAGCGUGCUCGCCGACUUCGCGAAGGAGCAGGAAGUAGAGAAACAGCCAACACUACUAGAAAAACUUGGACAUUCUCAGUCGGAUCCAGAGCCCUGGCAGGUAGAGCUUCGCCAGCAAAAGAGCCGGCCGUUUUCGGCUCCUACCAGACUAGCUGGGAAAUCUCUCUCGGGGGACGUUAAGCUGCAGCACGGGUUGUUCCAGGAACUAGGAGAGAAGUAUGGCAAUACUUGGUCGCAAGCUAUUAAAAAGGACGAGCAGAGCAAUGGUUCUUCAGCGUCAUUUUAUAGACAGGACUCACCUGUUCAGAGUGAACAGGGUGUACCAACGAAAAAGAAGACGCUUUUGGAAAUUUAUUACGAGGCGAAGAGGGAGGCUGAUCUGCAGAAACCGGGGCUCAGCCGGCAGUUGCAGUUUGGGGACAUGGCGGCUGUGGAGAUACAUAAGAGUGGUUCGGCGGCAUGA
Molecule: messenger RNA, 1224 nt
Organism: Colletotrichum spaethianum
Lineage: Eukaryota; Fungi; Ascomycota; Sordariomycetes; Glomerellales; Glomerellaceae
Exons: 1
Coding region: 1-1224 (407 amino acids)
Source: RefSeq, a predicted model, not a curated record